GUUUCCACCGGCUGUGUCAUAUAAAACCUGCAUUCAGCUGUUAGUCAGACGAGGAAAAUUUCGGUUUCCUUCCCGGCGGGUGGCGUCAAGUCUGGUGCCUGAGAAGCCUCGCUUCACCAAACUGGCGGACUAACUCAGACUCAGCACAGGAUCCCCCUCAUUUCAGAUCAGCCAGCAGUUAAUCAGCUCUGCCUUGACUCCACCUGCCCGCCGCCGAGACACAAGGCCUCCAACCAUGAUGCAGAUCAGCAGCGACUCCGCCAGCAACAAGCACUCGCUCCUCAACGUCAUGCACCGCUUCAUAGCGGCGGCCAACAACAUGGACGAGACCAUCAUGGUGCCCAGCCUGCUGCGGGACAUGCCGCUGGAGGAGCAGCAGCUGGAAGCCAACAACAACACCACCACCACCACCGAGCCUCCGUGCAACAACAGCAAGCAGCAGAGGGACAUGUACGAGCACUACCUGCUCCUCAAGUCCAUAAAGAACGACAUGGAGUGGGGCCUUCUGAAGAGGGAGAUGAGCAGCGGCGCCAGCUUCCUGGAGAUGGCCGUGAAGCAGGAGGAGCAGAAGCCGCUCACUGGCGACCUCCUGGAAGACAACUCCGACCUGGAGAAUCAGUUCCACUACCACCUCAGGGGACUGUUUGGAGUUCUCUCCAAACUCACGCUGCAAGCAGACCACCUCACCAACAGGUACAAGAGGGAAAUCGGAGGAGGGAACUUCAUGAGAUAGAACCACCGCUGCCCCCCCUCCCCAGCCCCUCCUCUCUUUCUGGACUGCUUUGUUUUUUUUACAAUGGGAUGUUCUUCACUGGAAGGGCUUCAUCUCGUCUCAGCUCCUUUUGAAGGACUGAACUGACCACAGCUUCUAACACUCCAAACUCCCGCUCCAGCCAGCGACGCCCGCAUGUUGGAGGUUUUCCUCAAGCAGUCCAGAUGACGCACAGCUCUCGUCCCUUUUCAUUUCAAAAACUACCAACUCCUACGAUGACAAUUUGGUUCGUUCAGGAAAAAAAAAGCUGAGCUGAAGGGCUCUAAACCUCUCGAGGUCCACGUCUUCCCAACGUGACGUGCCUUGACUUUUGUACCCUCAUGCCCUGUUCGGUUGGCUCCCAUCGUCUCUCUGCUUUAACUGCUGCACAGGCGUGUCGCUCUGGCAUGUUCAGUCGUCCGUGAAGAUUUCAAACACUUUUAUAUUGUACUGAAAUAAAUAAAUCUCUCAAUGUA
Messenger RNA from Synchiropus splendidus (mandarinfish), 1227 nucleotides. It is a transcript of the gene mid1ip1l, whose product is annotated as MID1 interacting protein 1, like. Gene Ontology annotation, biological process: regulation of lipid biosynthetic process. The transcript is spliced from 2 exons. NCBI's taxonomy places the organism in Eukaryota, Metazoa, Chordata, Actinopteri, Syngnathiformes, Callionymidae. The record is from RefSeq and is a predicted model, not a curated record. The coding region runs from base 236 to 733 and encodes 165 amino acids. Gene Ontology annotation, cellular component: cytosol.